AAUAUGAUAACAUUAGGUUUGAAGAGGCUGUUAAGUUGUUAUCACAAUUUCGUGAAAACUUAUUAGAUUCACCAAAUUCAAAUCCUCCAAACUUCUUAAUAUUCAAAACUGCUCUCAGACUUAGUAGAGUAAAUCUGAAAAAAUUGGGACACAUAAACCAAUAUAUUGAACUAAUAAAAAACAACCCCAAAGAACUUGGGGAAUCAUUGGGAACUGUUAUUUGGCAUUCAAGACCUGAAAUACGUGAAAAAAAAAAAGAAUUAGAGGACCCACAAAAUCUAGAUCAAUAUUUUAAUGGAUUUCCUAUAUACAUACGACAUUCUUUUCACGUUGGUAUGUCAACCUUUACUGAAAAAGAGAUAGAACAUUUUGAGAAUACCUUUUCCUUACUAUGGAAUUUAUAUGGAAGAGAUUUUGAUGUUGCACAAGUUCAAGAAGAACUAUGGAAAAAUGUAGAAAUAGGAGCUCAACAAAAGAGACAAAAGUUAAAUGUUUUACAAGAAAAUAUUCAACAACAUUAUGGUCAAAAUUAUGCAAAUUCAUUAUAUUCCAAUUUAUUUCAAAACUAA
Molecule: messenger RNA, 569 nt
Organism: Entrophospora sp. SA101
Lineage: Eukaryota; Fungi; Glomeromycota; Glomeromycetes; Entrophosporales; Entrophosporaceae
Source: the annotation of a GenBank genome assembly